Molecule: messenger RNA, 2961 nt
Organism: Paramecium tetraurelia
Lineage: Eukaryota; Ciliophora; Oligohymenophorea; Peniculida; Parameciidae
Exons: 7
Biological process (GO): potassium ion transport
Cellular component (GO): membrane
Source: RefSeq, a predicted model, not a curated record
AUGAUUUAUGAAGGUAAAUAAUCUAUUUUCAGCCAUUAAGAUUAGUAUGCUCUAAUCAGAUUGGUUAACUCUGAAGAUGAUGCAACCACAAAGAAACAUGAGGAAGGUAAGACUACAUUUACACUAAAAAUGGCAAAGUACUUAUCUACAUCUGGAAUUGGAGAUUAUUUGGAUGGAAUUAACGUCCUCUUGAGUUUUCUAUUAACUGUUUUGCAUCUAAUUGAUUGUUCAUUUUGGGUUUAAGGAGGAACUUACGAUGUUGGAGAAGCUUAAACAUUUAUUACAAUUCCUGAAUUGAUCUGUUACAUAUAUUUCCUCCUUGAUUUUGCAAUUAAUUUCUAUCUAUCAGAAAAUAAAUUGUUCUUCACUUUUUAAACAACAUCACUAAUUGAAUAUGUUUCAAUAUUUCCAUCAUUGCUAGCUAGAUUAAAUAUUAUAACUGGAUACAAGGUGCUGCGUUUCCUACUGUGCUACAAACUGGAUAAGGUUUUAUAGAGGCAGUCAAUGGAAGGUUGGCAUACAAACCCAAUUGUAACUGUUAUGGCAAUAAUAAUGAUCAAUUCAUCAGUCCUGUACGUAGUUGAACAAAAUUACUCAAUAGUUGAAUAUAUCUACUUUAUGGUUGUGACAAUAUCAACAGUUGGAUUCGGUGAUGUAUACCCAACAACAAUCUAUGGUAGAUUUUCAAUUAUAAUUGCAAUUCUGAUAAUGUUUCUGGUCUUACCACCUCAAGUUGAAAUGUUGUCCAGAGUAUACAGUUUACGAAGUUAAUAUGCUAGAAAUAAAUACAUAUCAAAAAAAGAAUCAGAACAUGUUCUAUUACUUGGAUCUUCUUAAGUUGAAGGCUUUAAGACAUUUUUGAAUGAACUUUAUCAUACUGAUCAUGGAAUGAAUGACACUAAUACUGUCAUACUCUAACCUUCAGCACCUACUGAAGAAAUGACUCUAUAAUUGAAACAACCAGCUUUAUAAUCUAGAGUAAUCUACUUAGAAGGACAUCCACUAUAAAAUAAAGAUCUAGAAAGGUGUAGUUCUAAGGACUGCAAUUGCGUUAUUGUCUUAGCAAAUAAAACAAGUAGAACACCAAAACGAGAUGAUUAUCGUAAUAUUAUUCAUGCAUUUGCUGUGAAAUAAUUUGCAAAAAAGUAGAAAUCCAAAAAAGGUGCACGAGUAUGCUUGUAAGUAUUGCAACCUUCAAGUAAGGAUUUAUAUUUUAACUCUCUUGGUGGCCAUGAAGCUGAUUAAGUCAUAUGUGUAGAUGAACUUAAACUGUAUCUUUUAGGGAAAACGUGUUUAUGUCCUGGAAUAAAUACACUUAUUUCAUUUCUAAUUCAAUCAUCAAAGCCAACCUAUGAUAUUACAAAGUAUGACAAGAAUAAGAGUGAAUGGAUAGAUGACUAUUUAUGCGGAAUGCAAAAUGAAAUCUAUCGAGUUCCAUUAGAGUCGGAAGCAUUUGUUGGCCUGACAUUUAGUUAGAUUUCUUAAGCAAUAUAUAAAGAGCUAAAUAUUAUACUAUUCGCUCUAGAAGUAGAAUUAGAAUCAGGCGCAAGUGUAUUUGUCAACCCAGCUGAAUAUCUAUUUGAAGAUUACUUGCAUUACGGUUAUGUGAUAGCCAACGAAAUGCCUAACAUUGAUUAGAUAUAAUAGACCAAAUUCCCUGAAUACAUUUAAAGGAACUACUGCUUUCCAAAUCAACAGAGAUAAUAAACUAAUAAAAAUGCACUCUAACAAGAAGCUGAAUACUUAAAGGAACUACUUAGUGAGGGACUCAAAGAUGAUUCAGCCAAAAAUCCUGCCUAUUAUUAAGUCAAGCCUUAAACCAUCACUACAGGACUUCCUAAAGUUGGGGACCAAGAAAAAUUUGAAAAUCACUUUAUCGUAUGUGGCGUUGUUUCAGAUAUGAAAUAUCUUAUGAUGCCACUCAGAGCCAGGUCCUUAAAAAAUAUCCAACCAAUUGUAAUAUUGAAUUAGGAUUUGAUUCCGACUGAAAUUUAAUUGCAAAUUAAUAAAUUUCCUAAGGUAUACUUUCAACAAGGAUCUCCGCUCAAUACUGAAGAUCUAAAAAAGGCUUGCAUUCAAAAGGCUUCAGCUUUAGUGAUCCUCUAAAAGUCUGCUGAUUUAGAAGAUGGGUUAUCAAAUAUUGUUGAUGCUGAUACAAUCUUCAUAUAUAAGACAGUGAAGUUGCUAAACUAAAACAUAAACAUAAUAACUGAAUUGGCUUCCAUUUCAACUAUUUCUUUCUUAUAGAUCUCAAGAAAUAAUUAUGUUCAGAAAUAUGAUUGGUCUGUGAGUGAACCAUUUGCCUCUGGAGAAAUAUAUAUUUCCACCAUGCUUGAUACUUUAAUAUGCCAAGCCUAUUAUAACCCUUUCAUCACUAGUAUUUUUGAUUAGAUGAUUUUAGGAAGUGCUUCAGUCAAUAAAAAGAAUAAAAAAAUAUAUUAGGCAAACAAGUUACAGCAGAGCAACUUAUUUCUUAUUAAUAUACCACCAAAAUAUUAAGAAAAAACCUUUGGAGAGCUUUUUGAAAUAUUGCUUACUGAGUAAAAGAUGAUUCCAAUUGGACUUUAUAGAGGGGAAAAAGUUAAAAAUAAUAGUAAACCUUAUGUUUUUCUUAAACCUCCUAUGGAUGUGAUAGUAUCAAGCAAGGAUAGAGUGUAUGUUCUAAGUGCAAAACAGCCAAAAGAAUAAGAAACCAUAGUUGACUCUUAAAUCAAUUUAGGAAAUGAAGCUGCCUCCUAAUAUUUUAAUAUCAAAUCUAAACUAUAAGGGGAGGAAGGAAGAGUUGAUGUUGAAUAUUCAAGAGAACUGAUGAAAUUUAACGAGAAAAUGAAGACUUUCGGAACUUAACUAAAAGAUAUCAAUUCAUCAGUCUUUAAUCAAGGAUUGAUUCAACAUGAUUUCAUUGAAAAAGUACGAUCAUUAUUAAAAAAUGAAUUAGCCAGUCUAAAUCCAACAACUUGA